This is a messenger RNA of Cuscuta epithymum, 1932 nucleotides long. Lineage: Eukaryota; Viridiplantae; Streptophyta; Magnoliopsida; Solanales; Convolvulaceae. The record is from the annotation of a GenBank genome assembly.
AUCCAUCAACCGAUCAUUAGACCAUCACUAGCUAGCUUCCACUUCAAUCAAAUUUUGCAGGUGAUCGAUGGCAAGAAAGAACACUAAUGUUGAAGGAGCAAGUUCCCGGCGGCGCAUUCCCGGCGGCUACGUGAGCACCGACGAGGAGGAGGACUACUUUACUUCGGCGGUGGAAGGCGGAAAUGGAGAUGAGUCGUCCGCGAUCAGGUAUUGGUUUGGGAGGAUGACGGCUCCGAACCCGGCCGCCGCCAUCAUCGGCUCUUCUUAUUCUUCUCCUUCUUCAUUGGAGAUGAGCGUCGAAUACAGAUCCGCUGAUGAUGACGAGUCCGAGUUGAACUCUUUACUUGCGACGUUGAGAGCUUCGUCUCCUACUCAUCCUCGCAUGACAGCCGCAACCGUUUCAUCCGAUGAACGCGCCGGCUGGAUGAGACGGCACCCAUCAGCUCUAGACAUGUUUGACCAGAUAAUAAGGGAUUCCCGAGGUAAGCAAAUCGUGAUGUUUCUUGACUAUGACGGAACCCUCUCGCCCAUUGUCGCCGACCCCGAUUCCGCUCACAUGUCCGCCGCGAUGAGAGCAACGGUGAAAAGUCUUGCCUCACAUUUCCCUACAGCCAUAGUAAGUGGGAGGAGUAUAAACAAGGUGUAUGGCUUUGUUCAGUUGCCAGAAUUGUACUAUGCAGGAAGUCAUGGUAUGGACAUUAUAGGACCAUCGAGAGGCCCCCAAUUCAAGAAAGGUGGUGGCACAAAUAAUAUUCAACACCAGCCGGCGGCCAACUUUAUUCCCGUGAUACAACAGGUUUACAAGACAUUGGUGGAGAAAACUAGUCGCAUUCCUUGUGCUAAUGUGGAGGAUAACAAAUUUUGCGUCACCGUCCAUUUUAGAUGUGUGGAAGAUAAGUAUUGGAAGGAGUUAAUCGAAAUAGUUAGAGAGGUGAUGAAAGGACACUCGGGCCUUCGACUAAGCAGCGGUAGGAAAGUGAUGGAGAUUCGGCCCGUCAUUGAUUGGGACAAAGGCCAAGCCCUCACCUUCUUGCUUAAAUCCUUAGGUUACGCUCACUCUACUCGUGUAUGUCCCAUCUAUAUUGGGGAUGAUAGAACUGAUGAAGAUGCUUUCAGGGUGCUAAGAGAAUCAGGCCAAGGUUUCGGCAUUGUCGUGUCAAAACAUCCCAAAGACACGCUUGCUCAUUAUUCCUUACAAGAUCCAUCUGAGGUUAUGUCCUGUUUGCGCCGGUUGGUAGAAUCUCAGAAGAAAACGGGAGGAAGAAUGUUUCGUUUUUUUUGGGGGUGAACGUUAAAUACAAUACUAAUUUGGGUUAAACACCCUUUUCAAUGAGUAUAUAAAUAAUACAUAUAGCAUAAGACAACAAGUUGCAUUUAGAUAUAUGCAAUUUUACUUUACGAAAUACGUAGUAGCAUGUAACAUACUUCCUCCGUUCUUAAAUAAAUGCAACGGUCAACAUUUCACACUUGCCGAGACACAACUUUGACCAUUAAUAUAAAUGAUUUUGAACUAGUAAAAAAUUUUAAAAAAUUAGAUUAUGAAAAUUUACAAUGAGAUAAGUUUAACAAUAUUUUUUUCAUAAAAUAAUAUUAUUACAUUAAUAAAUAAAACGUAGUCAAAGUAGAAUAUGUGAAUAGUGUAAAAGUCAAAAUGUUGCAUUUAUUUAAGAACGGAGGUAGUAUAUGCAUGUACUAUUAUAACCAUAUAGUAGUAUAUGACAGAAUAAAAAAGUAAAGACCUAGCUUUCCUUUUUAUCUUCCAUCGGAAUAGAAAAGUACUACGAGCAUGGAAAGCUCGUAGAGAAGGAUUGGGUUAACGUGCGUAGUAAUUUCACCAAUCUUUCCCAUCUAUUGUACCCCCAUAAACAAUAUCAUGUACUAGUACUUGAUAAUUGAUAUAUAUUGAUAUAUGCAUGGCCUGUUACGCAAUUC